GCCAAUUGCGUAGUGAUAGAUUUAAGGUAGUCAUAGAACAAUUAAGUUAGUGAUAGAUUCAAUUUCAUUCGAAAAAUGAGUAAUUUCAUUUUGGUGUGAACGCGACGAAUGCAAUGUCAGUGCAAAAUAAGAAUUAAUUGCGUGAUGAGUAAUGAAUGAAUAAAGUAUUGUAGUCGAAUAAUUGAUUGAAGCAAGCGCGAGAAAUGACAAUAACCUGGUAAUAAUUUGUUGAAUGGAAUGGAUCGAAAAAUGUACUGAUUCUGUUGAUUAGGUUAAGUUAGGUAAACAAACAUUCUACACGUGUUUCAAUAAAUAUUUAUAAUCAUGUCGUUUCACCGCGAAAGAAAGAACGCGACAGAUGAAAAGGAGAACAUGGAGGACAUCACGUCAGACUUUGUGUGCUUUAAGAUAUCUGCUCUCAAGAAAGUAGCGCGUAUAUCAAUGGCAGAAGUAAAUAAUGUAACAAUUGGACCUCAGUCGAUAAUGAAUAAAAGUGAUACUAAUGAUAAUGUGGAGAAUAUCCAGGAUGAACAAAAUUCCUCUAACAACAAGAACCUGCAGAAGAUUAAUACCAGUCCUAAGUACCAUUCAAUAUCGACUUUAAAUGGUACAUCCUUUUCAGUCAAAAAGAUUUUUCAGGAGAACGAGCUGCAAAGAAAGGAAGAAGUUAGGAAAAAAAUGGAGCAUCGUAUCCAAUGUAUGAAUGAAAACAGUCGUGUUAUCAAAGAAGAAAUGGAGAAAAUGCGUAUGUCAAUGGCACAUGAACGUGAGCGCAGAAAUGCUGAGUACUUGGCAGAUAUUCUAGCAGAAGAAGAGCGUAUAGCCAAGGAAGAGGAGAUGAAGAGACAGCACGAACAACAAUUAUAUGCACAACGUGUUCAAGAGCAAAAGGAGAGACUCGAACGCGAAAUGGAGGAGUACAGGAAACGGAUGAAAGAGAAAGAAGAGUUAAUAAGAGCUAUAGUGAUCCAGCGUGGCCACUUCACAGCUAAAUAUUGUGAUAUAGUGUCAUUAUCUAAGACUUGCAAGGAUAAGCAUGCUUUAAAUGUAUUCUUCGCAACAAAUGGAGCAAGGAUCAAAGAACUGUGCCAACAAAUUGAGGCCAUAGACGAAAAAAUCAGAAGCGGUGACAUGGUAAUUACAGAUGUGAAUUCAAUUGAAACUUUGGUUCAUCACAUUGAGGACAUGCUAAGUUUAUUUCGAGCGGAGAUGGAAAAAGCAGACGCUCAAUAUGAAGCAGAGUUGGCUCGCAAAGCGCAAAUUGAUAGUGCGAUUCAAGCUCCAGUACCAGAGACUGAAAGUAUAACAGUCAACAAAGUGGUCAACACGGUGGUUCCUUCUCAACAGCUUGUUGAAAGCAAUACUGUGGAAAAAGAAAAUAUGAAUCAAGACGUCAGUGCGGUAACAAACAAGGAAGUAGCUGUACCUGUCGCAUCAAACGCUACUAACGUGUUGAUCGAACCGUCCACAUCUGAUCCUAAACCGGAAGAAGCGCCUAAGGAUACUGCAGAAUGUAAAGAUGGCUGUUCUUAUGAAUAUGUCGACCACGAGUCGCUGAACAUUUAUAACAGAAGCCGACAAUUCUUGGCCGCUUAUAGACAGAGUUACAAGGAUUUCUUACAAUCGCCUGAUACUAAAAAAUUACGCUUCGAGUGCCAGAAAGCAAUUAAUAUUCCAGUGAAUGCGAUUGCCGGUACUAGUGAGCAACACUUGAGAGACAAAUACGAUAGGCUGCAGAGUCUCCUAACUGGAAGAUCGACUCCUAAUCUGAUACAGCAUCCGCAAGGAACAUUUUUCUGCAAGGAUCAUGUAGCGAAAAAGAUAGUUAACCAAGGCGAAACACUAGUAUCUAGUAAACCAGAAAUGGCCUUUCCCAUCGCGGCGAUAGUAGUUGCUCUCUGGAACGAGCAUACCGAUUUUGGUGAGCUUGUCUUGGCACAUCUACACGAAGCAUGCCCUUUUAUUGUACCAGUCUUCCCGUUGCGACAAAAAGAUCAAUCAAACGAGGACUAUUAUAAGUCUCUUGGCUGUAAAUAUUCCGAGGACGGUACCUUCGAAAAGCAGGACAAGUACUUAAAACGAAUGUCGGGUUUGAUGAGACUAUAUGUGUCGAUUACUGUCACUCAGCAGAGGAAAGGUAUCACCAAGACUCAUCCCCAUGGUCUUCAGUACGCCUGGCGAUGGUUAGCAGCCGUUUUGAAUAUCGAACCAAGAGCUGACACGUGCGAUCUGUGCGCUACUUUAAUAUUGGACAUGCUUGAGGUAGCCGGGAACGUGCUAUGGACUGUUUAUCCGAGUCAGUUUCGUAAGUUAUUGAUACUGUUAAUAGAGGAGUAUUAUCCCCGUAUGCAGAACAUUGCUGACGGUGGUGGACCUCUGGUGCGGUUGGAGGAGUUCCUGAACAAUGCUCUGGCGCAGAAUAUUAUACGUGUCGCUGAUGGAAUGCUUUUGCCUAACUUCUGGUGAUCUUGUUUUGCGAAAUAUUGUCUAUACAACUUAAACAUAAGCUGAAUUUAAAUCUGUCUAGUAAGUCGUUUAGGAAUGUACGACAGUCUCAAAAAUUCGAAUUUUGGAUGUUACUUUAGGAAUGCUCGAAAAUUUCAAUUAACAGUAAGAAUUGAAGAGGCAAAUAAGGAGUACAGCACGGAUGUCUUAGUGCUAUUAAAUAUUAAUAUUACUUUUAAUAUUAGUAUAAUUAUACUAAUAUUAAUUAGUAUAAUUAUAAUAUU
This is a messenger RNA of Odontomachus brunneus, 2729 nucleotides long. It is a transcript of the gene Gle1, whose product is annotated as nucleoporin Gle1. Gene Ontology annotation, biological process: regulation of translational initiation; regulation of translational termination; poly(A)+ mRNA export from nucleus. The transcript is spliced from 8 exons. Gene Ontology annotation, molecular function: phospholipid binding; translation initiation factor binding; inositol hexakisphosphate binding. Bases 325 to 2466 code for a protein of 713 amino acids. The record is from RefSeq and is a predicted model, not a curated record. NCBI's taxonomy places the organism in Eukaryota, Metazoa, Arthropoda, Insecta, Hymenoptera, Formicidae. Gene Ontology annotation, cellular component: nuclear pore; cytoplasm; nuclear pore cytoplasmic filaments.